Molecule: messenger RNA, 1055 nt
Organism: Cetraspora pellucida
Lineage: Eukaryota; Fungi; Glomeromycota; Glomeromycetes; Diversisporales; Gigasporaceae
Source: the annotation of a GenBank genome assembly
CGACAAUCGGUCAAACCUCCUAUUGUAGCAGCUAUGCUGAUUAUUGUUUCAAUAUUACUCUCCCUGAUAAAAACUUACCCGAUGACCAGAAAUGGGUUGAGUUUCGUCUAGAGUCUCAAUCAACUGCCGGAUGGCUCGGAAUUGGUAUCGGUGAAGGAAUGUCUGGAUAUUUGAUAGCAACUUGGCUCAAUAAUGACGGUACAAUCACUCUCUCACAACGUUCAGGUGGUAUGCCAAAUGAACCCAAAGCGACAAAUUAUCAAAAUGAUCUACAAUUGGUGCCAAACAAAACAAGUGGCAUUAGCAAUGAUAGAUUGGUGAUAUAUUUUAGACGUCUUCAAAAAGUUAGAGAUAGUGUAAUAAAUGAAGCUCAAACUUUCGCAUGGGCCUACGGCACUACUCGACCAAGUGGUAAAGACCCAAAUUCGACCCUUACAAAACAUAUAUACAGAGAUAAUGCAUUUUUAAAUUUGGCAAACAUGGGCGUAGAGAGCUCGUCGGGUACUCUGUCAACUUACGAUAAAUUGGUCAUUUCUCAUGCUAUUAUAAUGUUUAUGGCUUGGAUGGUAUUGUUACCUGCUGCUGUGUUUGUAGCCAGAUUUGCGAGAAUUUUAUCCUUUUGGAUCAACUUGCACCGAGGUAUUCAAGUUUUCCUUGUAGUUCCUUUUGUUAUCUCUGGCAAUGCAGUUGCUUAUAUUGCAGCAGGAGGCUAUCAGGCUAGUGACCCCCACAAGAUCCUUGGCUUGAUUCUUUUUAUUUGCUUGUUCGUUCAACUGACUGUUGGUGUAUUUCAUCACGAAAUGUAUGAUCCUUGUCGAAACUACACACCUUGGUGGACUCAUCUUCAUAGGUGGUUAGGUCGCGCGAUUGUGGUCCUGGCAAUAUUUCAAGUUCCAUUAGGUCUAUCACUUUAUGGAGCACCAAUGUCAAUGUUCUAUAUUUACUAUGCCUAUGUUUCUGUUACUUUAAUUAUAUUUACAAUCCUGUCUGUUAACUUAUACCGCGCUAAUAGUAAGGGAGAUAAUAGAGAUGAAUUUAAAAGAAUGGAUGACUAG